AGUUAACAGAGAAUACAAAAUAAAAUUGUGAAAACCUUAGCCAACUGUCAGCGCAACAUCAACAACGGCGGCAAAAUGCGCUUUGGCUUAAAGUUGAGCUGCUUUUGCCGUUGCUUUUUAUUAUGGCUAACAUGCAGUGGCAUCGGCGCUGGAGCCGGCGCCAGUGCGCAGCCAUCAUUAACCGAGAAAAUCCCAUUAGGCGCCAUCUUUGAACAGGGCACAGAUGAGGUGCAGUCGGCCUUCAAAUACGCCAUGCUCAAUCACAAUUUGAAUGUCUCCUCGCGCCGCUUCGAGCUGCAGGCCUACGUGGAUGUCAUCAAUACGGCGGAUGCCUUUAAAUUAUCGCGGCUAAUCUGCAAUCAAUUCUCACGCGGUGUUUACUCCAUGCUGGGCGCCGUCUCCCCCGACUCUUUCGAUACGCUACACUCGUAUUCAAAUACGUUUCAGAUGCCCUUUGUGACGCCCUGGUUUCCGGAGAAGGUGCUUACGCCAUCGUCUGGCUUUCUCGACUUUGCUCUCAGCAUGCGUCCGGAUUAUCAUCAGGCCAUCAUUGAUACAAUACAAUUUUAUGGCUGGCGCAAAAUAAUUUAUCUCUAUGAUUCGCACGAUGGUCUAUUGAGGCUGCAGCAAAUCUACCAAGGCCUGAAGCCCGGCAAUGAAUCCUUUCAAGUGGAGCUGGUCAAGCGCAUCUCGAAUGUCAGCAUGGCCAUUGAGUUCUUGCACACACUGGAGCAAAUCGGACGCUAUACCAACAAGCACAUCGUACUCGACUGCCCCACGGAAAUGGCCAAGCAAAUACUCAUCCAGCAUGUGCGCGACUUGCGUUUGGGCCGUCGCACCUAUCACUAUUUGCUGAGUGGUUUGGUCAUGGAUGAUCGCUGGGAGAGCGAGAUAAUCGAAUUCGGUGCCAUUAACAUCACGGGCUUUCGCAUCGUGGACACCAACAGGCGCCUGGUGCGCGAGUUCAGCGACAACUGGAAGCGGCUCGACCCACAAAUCAGCGUUGGCGCUGGCCGUGAAUCGAUUUCGGCCCAGGCAGCUCUCAUGUACGAUGCGGUGUUUGUGCUGGUCGAGGCGUUCAACAAAAUCCUGCGCAAGAAGCCGGAUCAAUUCCGCAACAAUGUGCAGCGACGCAGUCAGACGCUAAUGUCGGCAGCCCAGGCGGCCGCCUCAACCGGGAGCGAUGGCUACAACAGCAGCUACGGCAAUGGCGGCGGCGGCGGCGGCGGUGCCAACGGCAACAGUAACAGUAAUAACGGCAACGGCAACGGCAACAGCGAUGCAAGCUCCGGCUCAAUUGGCAUUGCACCGCGCGCGUUGGACUGUAACACCGCCAAGGGCUGGGUGAAUGCCUGGGAGCAUGGCGAUAAAAUAUCGCGUUAUUUGAGAAAGGUGGAAAUCGAGGGACUCACCGGGGACAUCAAAUUCAACGAUGACGGCAGGCGCGUCAAUUACACGCUGCACGUUGUCGAGAUGACAGUAAACAGCGCCAUGGUGAAGGUUGCCGAGUGGAAUGACGAUGGCGGUCUGCAGCCAUUGAAUGCGAAAUAUGUGCGCUUGCGUCCGCAUGUGGAGCUCGAAAAGAAUCGCACGUAUAUUGUGACAACGGUGCUGGAGGAGCCGUACAUAAUGCUGAAGCAGCCGGCGUUUGGGGAGCAGCUGCACGGCAAUGAGCGCUUCGAGGGCUAUUGCAAGGAUCUCGCCGAUUUGCUCUCGAAGGAGCUCGAACUUAAUUAUGAACUGCGCCUGGUCAAGGAUGGCAAUUACGGCUCCGAGAAUCCCGCGGCGCCAGCCGGCUGGGAUGGCAUGAUGGGCGAACUGGUGCGCAAGGAAGCGGAUAUUGCGAUUGCCGCCAUGACGAUUACCGCUGAACGUGAACGUGUCAUCGACUUUAGCAAGCCGUUCAUGUCGUUGGGCAUUUCCAUCAUGAUUAAGAAGCCAGUGAAGCAAACGCCCGGCGUGUUCAGCUUCAUGAAUCCUUUAUCACAGGAAAUUUGGGUGAGCGUCAUCUUCAGUUACAUUGGUGUCAGCAUAGUGCUGUUCUUUGUAUCGCGCUUCUCGCCACACGAAUGGCGCCCCGUGCAGCAUCAGCCACAGCAAAUGCAGCCGCUAGAUCCACAUGCACAUCACGAACAGCUUGCCAAUCAGCAGCCACCCGGCAUUAUUGGUGGCGCACCCGUGCCAGCCCCGCCUGGACCACCGACUCCGGGCGCCCAAAGUGCAGCUGGUGCGGCCGCACUGCAGGCUGCUCUCUCGGCCGGCAGCUUGGCAAGCGGCACAGCAGCAGCCGCAGCAGCUGCCGGCGGUGCGACUGUUAAUGAGUUUAGCAUGUUGAACGCGUUCUGGUAUUCGUUGGCCGCCUUCAUGCAGCAGGGCUGUGAUCUGUCGCCGCGUUCCGUUUCGGGACGCAUUGCUGCCGCCUCCUGGUUCUUCUUUACGCUCAUACUCAUCUCAUCGUAUACGGCAAAUUUGGCUGCGUUUCUCACAGUGGAGCGCAUGGCGACGCCGAUCAACUCAGCUGAGGACUUGGCCAUGCAAACGGAGGUGCAAUACGGCACCUUGUUACAUGGUAGCACCUGGGAUUUCUUUAAGCGCUCGACAAUUGGUCUGCAUCACAAAAUGUGGGAGUCCAUGAACUCGCGCAAGCACGUCUUUGUGAAUACCUAUGACGAGGGCAUAAAGCGAGUGCGCAACUCCAAGGGCAAGUAUGCGCUGCUGGUGGAGUCGCCCAAAAACGAAUAUGUAAAUGCACGCCAGCCCUGCGAUACGAUGAAAGUGGGCGCCAACUUGGAUACGAAGGGAUUUGGCAUUGCCACGCCGCUUGGCUCUGCACUCAAGGAUCCAAUUAAUCGGGCCGUGCUGGCGCUCAAGGAGAAUGGCGAGCUGAUUAGACUGCGCAACAAAUGGUGGUACGAAAAGGCCGAGUGCACGGCCAAUAAAGACGCUCAGGGGCACAACGAGCUGUCGCUAAGCAAUGUGGCCGGCAUCUUCUACAUUCUUAUCGGCGGUCUGCUGCUGGCCGUCAUUGUGGCCAUAAUUGAGUUCUGUUUCCGCAGCAAGACGCGCAAAGCCACGUCCAGCGCCGCUGGCAUGGGCAUGGGCGCGGCCAAGAGCAACGGCUCCAUGCUGCUCGGCGCACCCAGCGCUGUGCCCGGCGUGGUGGCGUCUACACAUCAAAGGAACGCAUUGGCGGACAGCAUGCAUGCGAAGGCUAAAUUGACUAUUCAAGCGAGUCGCGAUUAUGACAAUGGACGCGUGGGGUAUCUCAAUUGCGCCUCGUUGCAGUAUUACCCACCCGCACAGCUCUCGGCGGCGUCCAGCGACGGCGGCGAGGCGCUGCACAUGAACGCACACGGGCAGGUCUGACACGAGCACGCGCAGGAGUCGCGCCUCUGA
Drosophila busckii is the source of this 3396-nucleotide messenger RNA. It is a transcript of the gene GluRIB, whose product is annotated as glutamate receptor 1. The record is from RefSeq and is a predicted model, not a curated record. Gene Ontology annotation, biological process: modulation of chemical synaptic transmission; synaptic transmission, glutamatergic. NCBI's taxonomy places the organism in Eukaryota, Metazoa, Arthropoda, Insecta, Diptera, Drosophilidae. Gene Ontology annotation, cellular component: plasma membrane; postsynaptic membrane. Gene Ontology annotation, molecular function: glutamate-gated receptor activity; transmitter-gated monoatomic ion channel activity involved in regulation of postsynaptic membrane potential.